Molecule: messenger RNA, 5410 nt
Organism: Topomyia yanbarensis
Lineage: Eukaryota; Metazoa; Arthropoda; Insecta; Diptera; Culicidae
Product: cytospin-A-like
Exons: 14
Coding region: 854-5227 (1457 amino acids)
Biological process (GO): actin cytoskeleton organization
Cellular component (GO): filamentous actin; microtubule organizing center
Molecular function (GO): protein binding
Source: RefSeq, a predicted model, not a curated record
GGCCGCGCAGUGUGUGAGUAAACUUCGUUCGAAUCGGUUGCGCCCGUUUUUAGUUCGCGUUAACAUACGAAGAAAGAAUUUAAUACCAACUUUUUGAACCGCUGGAGUAAGGACUCCAUUAAAUAUAUCUUCAAAUGCAAAGUGGAAAAAUUUGUUUCAUUGCGAUUUAAUGUACAAAUGUGGAAUGUUGCCUUUUCAGCAAAAAUUAAGCCCACGAAGUGCGCUAGAAAUCUAGUAAAAAUUAUAAGUGAAAGUGAUGCAUGAAGAGUAACAUCAGGCAGAAGCAAUAUAACAUGUCAAAGUGGCUUAAGAAAGAAGAAAUUGAUGAUGCAUACGUUUUCUCAUGGGCAGAUUUGUUCUGUUUGGCGACUGAAUCGUUUUUCUUAUUAUUUAAUGUUAUUUCAACGACGCUUCAAAACGUAUGCGUAAAAAAACAAAAAAAUGAAUUAUUGUGGAAGUGAAUAACGAUAAUUGUGUGCACUAGACAAGUAUUUUGUGUGUAUGUAGUCAAUCUUGCUAUUGGGAUUUUAUAUUGCUGAAAUGUGAUGCUUGUCUGGCACAUAUAAUUUCUAUUGCUUGUUAUCUCGGAAAUCUUAAUGCAAUAAACUGCAAUAGAUAAAUAUUAAUCAAGUGUAGGUGGUAUAUAAAAUAUGAACGAACUAUCAGACUGCACCACAAUAUACAGUGAUACUUCAUAAUUGUUGCUAAAAUCUCAACUUCUCAAAUAAAACAAUAUUGAGCGAUAGGAAACAAACAAUAAUGAACCAAAGUUACUUUAGUUCCGCCGACAUAAAUUAACUAUUGAGCACUGACCAGCAGAAUCGAUUCAGUGCAUUUCGUUUGAUCUGGGAUCAUGAUCAAGUUAAAAUCACUCUUUCGCAGAGGUCAAGGUCCUUCGGGAUCGAAACAUUCAUCGCAAUCGACAAACAAUAUCGCAACUACGAAUGGCGCCAGUAUUAAAGGUGCGUCAUCUGUAUCUAGCUUAGAUCGUGUUGGCGUUGCACCCGCACCGAAACCGAGCACUAAGCAUAAUCGAUUACUGCACGGUUCCAAGGACAAACUUGAUCAAUACAGCUCGAGUAGUCACCAUCAUCACGCUAAGAGUUCUAAAGAAAAACUGCCCGAUUUGAAAUAUUGUGGAAAAGAAAAAUCGGGUGGUCGAAGUGUCGCCAAGUCAACAAGUCAAAUGCCUCUAGUACAGCCACAGCCUGCCCACCAUCAGUUAGAGCAAUUUCAAUUCGGCCAUCACUCGUCACGACCUGCGCAGCAACGGGGUGCAAGCCGCAACGAAUUGGAUCAACGCGAUGAUGAUGCCUACUCUAGCGCUACAGAGGAAAUAGUCAUUUCGAAUGAUUUAACCGAGAUCUGCUUCGAUGGUCCAAUGGAGGCUCAGAAAAAUAAUAAAAUACAUGGACUUCAUGCCAGUUUGGAUAAACUGAAGCAUGAUAAUGCUGCUUUAGAAGAGAAAGUCAUAGAGAUGUCGGUUUACCAGAGGGAAAUUCAGAUUCUUCGAGAAGAGAUCAGCAAAUUGCAUGCUACGCAAGAAAUCAGCAAUAAUGAACUGCAUCGAUUGCUUGAUGAAAAUGAAACCCUCCGAGAUCGUCUGAAAACUGUUGUACAAUCACCACUGUCCGACUCUGAAAAGCAGCAGAUAAUAAAGGAUUCUCAAAGACUUCACAGUUCGGCACCUGCAUCGAUUGCCUUACCAAAUAAUUUGGAUAUGGAAGGAACUCCUUGUGGCACUCCGGACUGGGAUAGGCAGUCAUCCAGUAGCGAAAUAGCAGUCGCUUGCUUGCAGGACAAGAUUACCCAGAUGGAAGAAACCCAUUAUUCUACAAACGAAGAACUACAGGCCACACUUCAGGAGCUUGCCGAUUUACAGUCACAAAUAAUAGAACUACAGAGCGACAAUGAACGCUUGGCAGAGGAGAAAGAUGUAAUUUUCCAGUCUCUGUGUCGCCAAACUGAAAAACUGGAAGACUCUCGAACUCAGAUUGGAACUCUUCAAACACUAUUGUUAAGAGAGCCAAAUCAACAAGAUGGUGGUUCUACGGAACGUGAACAAAAAUUAGUAGAGCUGUUGAAAAAUGCUCAAGAAGAGAGAGAAAGUCUUAUGUUGAAACAGGAAGAAUUGAAUUCCGAACUAAACGAAAUUAAGGUGGCCUUGGAAGAUAGAACCAACGAGAAACUAAGACUGCACGAGCGAAUCGGUGUGCUCGAAUCUACUAUUGAUGCAACAAAUGCCGAAAGAACUGAAAUUGAUACACAACUGUUGCAAUCCAAAGAGGACAGCUCAGUGAAACAGAUCGAAAUUAGUCGGUUGACGACGUUAUUGGAAAACGCGCGAGCUAAGAUCGAUGAACUAGAACAAGAUCGUGCCUUGGGUGACAAGUCUGACCUAAGAGAGCUUUUAGAUACCGCAAGAAAAGAGAAAGACGCAUUGGAAAUUCAAGUAGCAUCGCUCCAGGAGCAAUUAUCGAUUAGUCAGUGUGAGAUUCAAAAACUUAAAGAUCAACUAGCGAGAAUAAGCGAAGAAUGUAAAGUUGUAAGAAAUAAUGCAAAAUGUGUUAUAUCUGAUUUGGAGUACAAGCAUGAGACGAUUAAACAAGAAAAAAAUAAAAUUGCCAGUGAUUGUCAGCAACUACAGGAAAAUGUAAACGAAUUGCAGGUUCAGAACAAAUGUCUCGCCGAGGACAAAGCACAGUUGGAAGCUUUACUAUCCGAGACUCAGCGACAUCUAGGAGACACAGAACGAUUGCUUGCAGAAAAGACUGAUGAAUUAAACCAAGAGAUUAGUUUAAGGAAACAGGAGAGUGAUGAGUGGGAACGAUUCCAGUCGGAUUUGUUGAUGACAGUACGCGUGGCCAAUGACUUCAAAACUGAAGCUCAUAAUGCACGGGAACAAUUAGCGCUGGACAAUAAAGCACUUCGUGAGCGUAUACGCAUCAUGGAGCAGCAAAUCGAAAAGCUAAAUAAUCAUGUUGGUAAAAAUGUAGAAGGGAAGGAAUGUGCCUUAUAUACAAGUUUCGAAAAACUAAACGAUCUCAAGAAGGGUUUAUCCGCAUCUAUUGAAAAUCUGGAUACAUAUGAUAGGAACGUAGAUGAGUUUUCCAAUCAAGUUAAACUGUUGCGAAAUCAGAUGAAUUCAUUCACAUUAAAGGAGGAUCGCAACAACUUAACUAUGACAAAUUUACAAACUAAACCCCUAAUUGAAAAACCUUUUAACUCAGAAGAUGAGCAAAAUCAUGAAAUAUUCGAGACAUUGCCGCCUCUUCCGACUUCUAAACCACCCAAAAUGUCAGUCCGGUUCAUAGAAGAUGAUAAAAACAUGCAUAUUGGUCCAAUCUUGGCUGAGUCUAACCGUUGUUCCUAUGAAAUAGAAAAAAUCAACAGCCUUCCCUGGCAAAAAAGACAGGAGUUUCGAAACGUCACUCCCGGAUUAAUAAGUACUCCAACACAAGAUGUAACAUCAAGCCCUUCAUCUAGUACAGAUUCACCUGUAAAUUCGUCACCAGAUCCAAAUUUUCGCCCGAUUGCAAUUUCCAGAAGCAAUGAGAAUCUAACGCAUCAAAAUAUCCGAUUGGUUAGACCAAUACCUUUAUUCGCCUCUGCCAGUGUUCAAGAUUUACGACCAAAUUGCUCUGAGAAGCAGGGAAGCUUGGAUUCCAUGUUCUAUUCAAAAAGCUCGGAUGAUCUUAUUCUUCCAGAUAUUGACGGAAUGACAAAAACAACAAACUUAGCCAAGUUCAAAAAAUAUCGUUGUAAUAGAUCAAGUAGCACGAGCUUAAGUAAUCUUAGCACCAAGGACGAUGAAUCAGAAUCACUGUAUGCAAACAUGUCGUUCAGUCAUAAGCCAAUAUCACAUGAAAAAAAUCAAAACGCAACCAACAAGAAACCCAAACCUUUACCACGUACAGAUAGCAUAUAUGAACUGGAAGAAACCACCGUUAAAACUACUAAACCAAAAACUUUGGUUUACGUAAUUGACAAGUUAACGAAUGAGUUUGUGCUCACUGACGACAUGCAGGAAAAACCGUCCGCCAGACAAAAAGAAGAAUAUUCUCGGAAAUAUCGCGAAUGUGCGAAUGCUUAUGAUGAUGUCGAAUUAAAUCAAUUAAAAAAAACUUCUUUCGUAUUGAACAAAACAAAAUCUGCUAACCCAAAAGAAGGUACCGUUGGAGGGAGGUGGAGUAGUGAUACUGAAAAGUUUAUAGUCGCAUCAACGGAAUCCCACCAAUCCAUCUUCAAUACAGUUCAACAAGAGAUGGCUGUGAGGCGACAGCAAAAAUCAGCCAUACAGCGACAAGACUCUCGCUUGUCGGUGAAAAGUCUAAUUGAGAGUAUCGAAAAUUCCGCCAAACAGGCUAAGGUGUCUGCCGAUUCACGAUGCAGCUCAAAUUCCAGUAUUAAUAGCAUACCACCUGACACAAUUGUCAAUCCAACGAUGAUAAACACCAAUAGUCCGAAAAACGCUGGCCUUCACAAUGGUGGUGAAACCAAUAGUGUGCUUCACACGAUAUCAUCAGUAAACGCCAAAAGCCCUCUGCGUGAACAACAACAGCCUACGGUUGGAAGCAACAUUAGUAGUAACCCCAAGAACAAUUCCACAGAUACAGUAUUGCUGAUUAAAACCCAAAACCUCAUCGCAAAUAGCAGUGGUAAUCUUGACAGUAGUAAUAAUAAUAGUAGUAAUUACAGUAAUAAUAACAUUAAUUGCAACAAUAAAGUUUCCACACUGAUCAGUAAUAACUACAAUCAUACUGGAAAACUCUAUAAACAACAAACUGAUGAUCACGUUACCGCUUCGAUACUGUCACACAAGACGAUGGAUUAUGUUCGACGAAAUAGCUACGGCGAUAUAAGUGACCGAAAGGAUCCGUUGAAUGCACUUGUGAAAAAUGGAGGUUCCAAACGAAACGCUUUGCUGAAGUGGUGUCAGAACAAAACGGUAGGCUACCGGAACAUAGAUAUAACUAACUUCAGUUCCUCGUGGAAUGAUGGCCUUGCACUGUGCGCCAUCAUACAUUCCUAUUUACCGGACAGGAUUCCGUACGACAAACUGAGUCCCAGUGACAAACGACGCAACUUUAGUCUGGCCUUUGCUGCGGCCGAAAGUGUUGGAAUACCAACUUCACUAAAUAUUGAUGAAAUGUGUCAGUUGGAACGGCCAGAUUGGCAGCAAGUGAUGGGCUAUGUAACGGCUAUCUAUAAACAUUUUGAGACGUGAUAUCGGAUGCAAGUUUGUUUAGUAUCUCUAAGACUUCCACUUUUGCAAUUAUUUGUUUGUUUUAGUCGCGUUACACUUCCGUUAUUUAUUGCAUUGCGUCACAAAAAUCGCUGCGUUGUUGAAUACCUGAUUUAAAUUUGAGAUGAAAUUAAAGAUAUUCCUUUAUUUUAGCUGUCGACGAAA